Molecule: messenger RNA, 633 nt
Organism: Zea mays
Lineage: Eukaryota; Viridiplantae; Streptophyta; Magnoliopsida; Poales; Poaceae
Product: 26S proteasome non-ATPase regulatory subunit 4 homolog
Exons: 5
Coding region: 121-633 (170 amino acids)
Source: RefSeq, a predicted model, not a curated record
UCUCCCUUCCCUCUCACCACCUCCUCGUCAUCUUCAGCGUGCACGCUGCGCGUGGCCGUAGUGGGGGGUGGCCCCGCGGGCGCAUCGGCUGCCGAGGCGCUGGCCUCGUCGAGGGCCCGGAUGCGGGUGUUCCUCUUGCUGCUCGCUCGCGCCAUGGGUUCCAAAGCGUCCUUCUGCGUCACGUUCCUCUUGCUGCUCCUCAUCGUCGCUGCCGCCUGGGGACCUGCUGCACAGGCCGACGACGCUGGUAUUGCUGUCAGUUAUAUCAGUGAGAAGCAGAUGCAAGAUAAGGUCAUUGGAUUCCUUCAUGACGCUUGCUCUCAGUCAUUCUCGUUUGAACAGAAGGAUGAUGACGAUUUACUACAGCAGGCACUUGCAAUGUCAAUGGAGGGUGGUGCUUCAGGAUCUGUAGCUGUGACUGACUCUGCUAUGGCAGAAGCCGGUGCAGUUGACCCUGACUUAGUGUUGGCUCUUCAAAUGUCUGUCCAGGAUGCAAACAUGUCCAGUGACACUGAUAUGAGUAAGGUGUUUGAAGACAGAACGUUUGUGUCAUCUAUCCUUAAUUCGGAAGAGAAGAAGGAAGACAAGUCAGACAAAACAGAAGACGAGAAGAACUGCUUCAAGCUAGAGUGA